Medicago truncatula (barrel medic) is the source of this 2572-nucleotide messenger RNA. RefSeq names its product 5'-nucleotidase domain-containing protein DDB_G0275467. The transcript has 13 exons. NCBI's taxonomy places the organism in Eukaryota, Viridiplantae, Streptophyta, Magnoliopsida, Fabales, Fabaceae. Gene Ontology annotation, molecular function: 5'-nucleotidase activity. Bases 268 to 1899 code for a protein of 543 amino acids. The record is from RefSeq and is a predicted model, not a curated record.
AAAAAGGCCGUAUGUAAUGUAUGGCGAGGGUGGUUAGUUGAUAGAGAGUGACGCGGAACACAAAAAAGGAAAGGGAAAGUUGCAUAAGUCAUGAGGCGCAAUAAAAGAUCCAUUGAGAGGUUCUAUUCUAUAUUUCACAUCUACAGUUCCCACUUUUGUGUACACUAAACAAACAGAUAGAAAGCAUCGAUUGGGCGCGCGCGUAAAGUACAUAACCACCGCAGUUUCAUGUAUAAAUAAAUAAUACCCGCCUACCUCAUUCAGAAAAUGGCAUUCCUUCGUAAUACUAUUUCUCGUUCCCUUCUUCAUUCUCCUCUAUCGCAGGCCAUUCUUCUCCCUUCAUCUUCUGCACUUCAACAAGGGAUUUCUGGAAGCUCUCGAAGCUAUGGCAGUUAUGAAUCUUCUGACAAAUGUAUCUUGGAGGAUGAAGAGAUAGCAAGACUUCGUAACCAAUUCGAAUCUGCUAAACACAGUUUUCUCAACAUUCCUGAUGCACUCAAAGAAAUGCCUAAAAUGAAUCCUAAAGGCAUUUAUGUGAAUAAGAACUUGAGAUUAGACAGAUUGCAAGUCUAUGGUUUCGAUUACGAUUACACAUUAGCACAUUACUCCGAUCAUUUGCAGACUUUGAUAUAUGACCUUGCCAAGGAGUAUAUGGUUAACGAGCUUAGGUAUCCAGACAUUUGCAUGAGUUUUAAAUAUGAUCCAUCUUUCCCUAUUAGAGGUCUAUACUAUGAUAAGUCAAGAGGAUGCCUCAUGAAGCUGGAUUUCUUUGGUUCAAUUGAGCCUGAUGGAUGCUACUUUGGUAGACGCAGGCUGAGCCAAAGUGAAAUAAUUGAGGCAUAUGGUACGCGACACAUUGGUCGUGAUCAAGCUCGAUCACUGGUUGGUUUGAUGGAUUUCUUCUGCUUUAGUGAGGCAUGCCUCCUUGCAGAUAUAGUGCAGUACUUCGUGGAUGCUAAGCUAGAAUUUGAUGCUUCCUACAUUUAUGAAGAUGUUAUUCGUGCAAUUGAUCAUGUCCACCGAAGUGGCCUGGUUCAUAGAGGAAUUCUCUCUGAUCCACAUAGGUACUUGGUGAAAAAUGGAAAGAUUUUAUGUUUUCUCAAGAUGCUAAAGGAGAAGGGAAAGAAGCUUUUUUUGUUGACAAAUUCUCCUUAUUACUUUGUUGAUGGUGGGAUGCGUUUUAUGUUAGAGGAUUCUCUGGACAGUAGUGACUCCUGGACAGAUCUGUUUGAUGUUGUGAUUGCCCAGGCCAAUAAACCGCAGUUUUAUACAUCUGAGCAUCCAUUCCGUUUAUAUGAUACAGAGAAGGACAACUUAACUUUUACUAAGGUUGAUGAAUUUCUUCCAAAUAAAAUUUAUUAUCAUGGAUGCCUCAAAUCCUUUCUCCAAAUAACCAAGUGGAAAGGCCCAGAGGUGAUAUAUUUUGGAGAUCACCUUUUUAGCGACUUGAGAGGGCCCUCAAAGGCAGGCUGGCGCACAGCUGCAAUCAUUCAUGAAUUAGAGACUGAAAUACAGAAGCAAAAUGAAGAUACGUACCGCACUGAGCAGGCAAAGUUUCAUAUAAUACAGGAGCUACUUGGUAAGUUGCAUGCAACUGCAGCUAAUAGUGUGAGAACUGUAGCUUGCAAAUCACUUCUGGAAGAACUUAAUGAGGAAAGACAAAAAGCACGGAUCAAGAUGAAGAUGAUGUUUAACGAAUCUUUUGGAGCAACAUUCCUCACUAGCACAGGACAAGAAUCUGCUUUUGCUUAUAACAUUCAUCAGUAUGCAGAUGUUUAUACCAGUAAGCCGGAGAAUUUUCUUCUUCAUUCACCUGAAGCGUGGCUUCAUGUUCCAUUUGAUGUCAAGAUUAUGCCUCAUCAUGUGAAGAUUCCAUCAAGUUUGUUCAAAACUGGAUGAAUACCACUCUAAAUUGCUUCAAACUUUUACUGUCAUUCUGCAGUUCUAACUUCUAAUGGAACAAUCAGUCAAAAAAACUUAUAAUGGGACAAUGAUGCCGGCGAUUUGAAUGUGCAUUUCAUUGUCUGAGGUGCAACUGGAAGACACUUGUUGCCGCUGUAACAUUCAGUCAAUUUUCAAGUUUUCUUGAUUACCCCACUUCAUCUUGCUGUUGCUAACAUAGUCUCUUAUGUUUCACAUGAAAUCAGGAAAGUGAAACCCCUAUACAUAGAAAAGUAUAUAUUUCUUCAUAUCAUCAACGACUCAGAAGUUUAAGCACUUCUUUUUUGAGAUCACAGAAAGAUUCCAUUUUUCAGAAGAAAUAAAGAAUUCGUUAUUGAGAUUUUGAAUGUAUAAGAGAUUUAGAAAGUACUUUAUUAGAGAUUCAAAUCUAUGUUAUUAAUUUUGUAAUGACCGUUAAUCCAGCAAAGGCAUGCUGGUUAUCAACGUCAACAUGUAGUUGUGUGAGAAAUGAUCUUGGCCGGUUUAUUCAAGCAAGGAUUGAGUGGAGCAUUAUUUACUUGUCUGUUGAGUAAGUAGAGGUUUGGCUCUACAUUGGUGCAUUGAUCUUAAAUUACGGAUAUUGUCAUUUUUUUGCAUACCAUGUAAUUCUAUUUUUUUUCUUCUUUCAAAA